Messenger RNA from Chrysoperla carnea, 2086 nucleotides. Its product is annotated as transmembrane protein 135-like. The record is from RefSeq and is a predicted model, not a curated record. The coding region runs from base 16 to 1239 and encodes 407 amino acids. The transcript has 9 exons. NCBI's taxonomy places the organism in Eukaryota, Metazoa, Arthropoda, Insecta, Neuroptera, Chrysopidae.
UUGAAAUAAAUAAUAAUGACUACACUUAGCAAACAAUUUUUUGAAUCUGCUUUCUGUAAUUAUGAGUGUCGUGAAUUAUUACAUCCAUGGGAAAAAAGUUGUACUAAAGCACAAGCUCAAUUCGUGAAAUCUUGUUUUGCGGGUGCUGUUAAAUAUUAUGGAUUGUUUUAUUUGGUAUCGGCACUGCUAAAAUAUAAAGAAUGGGACGAAAAAUAUUUAAUAAAUCAUUUAAUUUGUUAUUCCAAAUCACUAACGGCCGGUACACUGAUUGGAUCAACUUUUUUAACAGCGGCAUGCAUUUUGAGAUCGAUAUUAGGAAGAUUUUACUAUAACACAGGUACAUUCUUACCUGGUACUAUAGGCGGUUUAUUCGUGUUUAUAGCCUCGCCAUCAAAACGAGAUAUGAUAUCACAAGUAUUUUUACAAUUGAUCAUGGAGUCUUUCGUUAACAAAUUAGAAAUUAGUGGUACGGUAAGAUUGCGACAUGUUGGAAUUGGCACAUUAUUAUUUAUGAUAACUAACGCAUAUUUAUUAUAUUUAUUACGAUUAGAAACUAAUAAAGAUGGAAAGAAAAAGAGACUUCCAAUUUGGAUUUUUCGUCCGCCACGACCAUCUAGUAAAAAUACGACGAAUGGUAAUCCAUGUAAUCAUUGUGACACGGAAUUUUGUUACGAUUAUAUUUUAGAGGGAGUAAAAACAUAUUUUAAGUAUGGUUGUAUUGUUGAAUUAUGUAAAAUAAUAAUUAAAAAUUUUAGUACAAUUAAAAGUUCUCCGUUAGCUAUACCAUCACUUUUACUUAAAUUAAAUAUAAAAACUGGAUUAUUUGCUGCUGGAUAUGUUGGUAUUUAUAGGGCAAUAACAUGUUAUUUAUGCCAAAAACAUGGUAAAGAUGAUCCAAGGUAUGCUAUCGUAGGAGGUUUUGCAUCGGGAGUUGUUUAUCCGUUUUUUCCAUUGUUUAACUUACUUUUAACAGCUAUAUCAUCCUGUAUCUUUAUUCACCUUUGGAAAGUCGAAGACAAAUAUAGAGUACCGAUAGGUAAUUUGUUGUUUGCCAUAUGUUUAGGUUAUUCAUUUAAUGUACGAAUCUUUACACCGAAUGCAUGUCCAAGCUCACUUGCCAGAAUUAUUUCCAGUAUAACAAAUGGAAGGGCGGACGACAUCGUUAACCAUAUACAGCGUGAAACUACAAUGAAAGUGGCGGAAAAUAUUUCAAAUCAAUUAUUAAGUCAGAAACUUUAAUCAGAAUUUUUUCAAUUCUAUAGUUUUCUAUCCAAUUUUAUUUAGACUUCCAAAAUUACUCGAUUGUACGUAGAAGGGGGUUACAAAAUCUGCGUCAGUUCUGCGUUGCUAAUAUAUUCCAGAAUUAGUAUUCCAUUCUUGAGACCUUACCGUUACCCAGACUUUUACAGACCGUUAUGACAUUAUUAUUAUUAUUAUUUUGGGCUUCACAAUAUCCAUCUUGAUACUUUAGUUAGUUAAAACUUCUCAAAUGCAAUGAAUUGACAUCAUUUUUAAAGGAAUAACGUUACCCAGGCUUGUACAGACCGUUAUGACAUGUUUAUCAACAUUUUUUUGGACUUCAAAAUAUCUAUCUGGAUAUUUUACUUUGGUUAAAACUUCAGAAAUGCAAUAAAUAGACAUAAUUUUUAAUGGAAUCUUUCAAUCCCUUUGCCACUGGCAACCCUCAAAAAAAUUGUAGCGGCUUAAAAAAUGAAAUCUUUCCUAUUUUCGUUCAGAGUCAAUCACAAAACUUCCAAUUAAAAUUUUUUAAUAGCGAGUAGAUAGGUUAAGAGUUGAAUUAAGGGCAGCUGUAGUUAAUUUAGCGGAAACGCUAGCCUAAAAAUAACUACGUCGUUUCUCGCUGUUUGAAAAUAAUACUUUUGGGGAAAACUAAGAUGACCGUUAGCAUUUAAAUUUCUAUGAUUCUUUUUACAAUGUUAUUGAGAAGAUUGCAUUCCCACUGCUAAGAAGCAAUCAAAACAAAAACCAAUUAUUCUUUCAUCCUAUGAGACACGUCCUUUAAGUUUGUCAAUGCUUAACGUGGCAUUAUAAUUGGACAUCUUAAUUUUACAUGAUUUGAAUGAAA